Penicillium antarcticum is the source of this 2367-nucleotide messenger RNA. RefSeq names its product origin recognition complex subunit 1. The transcript has 3 exons. Gene Ontology annotation, molecular function: ATP binding; chromatin binding; DNA replication origin binding. The record is from RefSeq and is a predicted model, not a curated record. Gene Ontology annotation, cellular component: nuclear origin of replication recognition complex. Lineage: Eukaryota; Fungi; Ascomycota; Eurotiomycetes; Eurotiales; Aspergillaceae. Bases 1 to 2367 code for a protein of 788 amino acids. Gene Ontology annotation, biological process: DNA replication initiation; mitotic DNA replication checkpoint signaling.
AUGAGCGACAGUGAAGUGAGCGAUUCUCUCAAACAGAGGGUCUCCGCCAGUGAGAGGGCUCAAUGGAUGACCAAGGGAGCCCUGGUCCGCGACGAUUCUGACGACGAGCUGGGGGUUGAGGACCUCCCGUGGGAAUGGAUCUACGAUGAGAAUGAACCGAAGGAAGAGGAAAUCAAAGAUGGCAGUCCACAAAAGCGAGGUCGGAGACGUUCUUCACGACCUGCACCCCAGCGCCGGAAGAUUGUCGCGGCGCGGAUGGGUCGAUUUGAAUGCAAAGUCGGCGAAGUGAUUCUCUUGAAGUCCCCGGAGGCCGGGAAGGACUGGGUGGGCGUUGUCACUGAGUUCGUCGAAGAAGAAGACGAUGAAGAAGAGGAAGAGAUGGUCAAAUGCGCCAAUAUCAUGUGGUUCGCAUCACCCGACGAAUUCAUGGGAACCCGGAACAAGCGCCGCACCGAUGCCUUGCCCAACGAGCAGUACAUCACACUCGAUUUCAAUACCAACCCUUUGACAUCGAUCAGCGGAAAGGGUAUUGUUAUGUCACAGAAUGCCUUCUAUAAGAAAUACCCGAACGGUCCUCCGAAGGACAAAACCGAAUUGGCGGAAUACAACAAGUGCAUUGUCUGUCGACGAGGCGUGAAUCAGGUCCAAGGACGUUACACGGAGGAGUUCGUUUGGGAAGAGGUAUACAAUCAAGAGAGGAUCCAUGAUCUGAUCGACCUGGUCAAGGAGGGCCUGAAGGGAUCGAGAAAACGCAGAGCUGCGGACGACGAGUACGUCGACAGCAAGGAGUCUGCAGCCCCCAGCACUCCAAGAAAGAGACAACGACUGGCGACAGGAAAUGCGACGCCGCAGUCACAGCGCAAAAAAGCCUUGACUACUCCAACUCACAAAAGAAUCGUGGUCAAGAAGCCGCUCGAGUUCACACCUUUGGGCACACGAGUCCUGUCCCCUACCCACUUCGCAUCUCCCUAUCGUCAAGCCCGCAACCUGCUUCACGUCUCAACCGUUCCAGAUUCAUUACCAUGUCGAAAGACCGAGUUCAACACUGUUUACAAUCAUCUCAGCGCUGCAAUCAUGGAGGGCACAGGUGCUUGUAUCUAUAUCUCAGGCACCCCUGGUACAGGAAAGACCGCAACAGUGCGCGAAGUAGUUGCACAGCUGAAUGGCGCCGUCAUGGAAGAAGAGAUGGACGAUUUCAUCUUUGUUGAGAUUAACGGCAUGAAAGUCACAGACCCACACCAGUCUUACUCCCUAUUGUGGGAAGCCCUGAAGGGUGAUCGAGUAUCUCCCUCGCAUGCACUGGAUCUGCUUGAGCGAGAAUUCUCAGCCCCUUCUCCCCGUCGAGUAUCUUGCGUGGUACUUAUGGAUGAAUUGGACCAACUGGUCACAAAGAACCAGUCCGUCAUGUACAACUUCUUCAACUGGCCUGCUCUCCGCCACUCUCGUCUGAUUGUAUUGGCCGUUGCAAACACCAUGGAUCUUCCCGAGAGAACACUCAGCAACAAGAUCUCCAGUCGUCUCGGUCUAACCCGCAUCACCUUCCCCGGAUACAGACACACAGACCUGAUGGAGAUCAUCAGUACCCGUCUCGCCAACGUCCCGGGCAACAUUGUCGACCCAGAUGCCGUCCAAUUCGCAAGCCGAAAGGUAGCAGCCGUCAGCGGUGACGCCCGAAGAGCCCUAGACAUCUGCCGCCGCGCCGUCGAAAUCGCCGAGCAAGCAGCCGACGAAGUAGCCGCAGCAGAGGACACCCAAAAAGACGAGACAGAAUCAUUGCCUCCAACACCAAGCAAGACUCCUGCCAGACGCAACAAGGCAUUAGCAGCAGUAGCCGCCAACGACCUGCCAACCCCCAAAGCUGGACCCACAAAGGGCCAGCCAGGCCGAGUAACAAUUGCCACAAUCAAGCAAGCCAUCCACGAAGCAACAUCAACACCACUCCAACAAUCCCUCCGCUGCCUUCCUCUAUCAGGCAAGCUAUUCCUUGCCGCGCUCCUAGCACGAGUAUCCCGAACAGGUGUCUCAGAAUCAACAUUCGGCGACAUCCUAGACGAAGCACGCCGCAUCGCCGAUGCAGCUGUUGCUGUUGCCGGUGCUGCCGGUGCUGGUGUGAAAGAGUUCCUGCUAGGCGGUGGUCCCAGCGCUCGAGUGCGUUCUAUGGGAUAUGCCGCUAUGGAGCUUAUGAACUCUGGAAUUCUUGCGCUGGAGCAGGGUACUGGUUCUAGGAGUGUGCUUGGUGGUACUACGAUCCCUACUCGCGGUGACCGCAGCAGCAAGGUUCGGCUUAGAGUUGCAGCUGAGGAUGUGAGAUCUGCGUUCCGGGAGGAUGUUGAGGCCAAGGGCUUUGGAUUGGGUAUUGAGCAGUAA